Messenger RNA from Schistosoma spindalis, 1404 nucleotides. Lineage: Eukaryota; Metazoa; Platyhelminthes; Trematoda; Strigeidida; Schistosomatidae. The record is from the annotation of a GenBank genome assembly.
AUGGUAUUUGCCCAAAAGGAUCAAAUGCUACAACACAUGUAUUUCCAUGAAGAUAGAUCGCGUCUAUUCCUCAGUUUUAAUCAUACACUAACAGUAAUGGAAAUGACGUUUGUAGUAAACAAUCGUCUUCUAAGUCAUGAAAAGCCAUUAGUUGGUUUUAUAUAUAAUUCAACAGUUAAACAGAUUAUAUCUGCAUCGCGAAAUGGAACAAUAUUAUUCUGGUUAAUUGAAACAGGUCAACGUGUUAAAAGUAUCUCUCAUAGUCAUGAUGAGAAUGAAUUAACAUGUUUGGUCCAAAAUUCAAAAGAAACCAGAUUUUAUACAGGAAGUGCUAAUGGUACAAUUAAAAUCUGGGAUAUGAAUGGAUACUGCCAUAACACAUUAAUAUGCAGCAGUAAUAAUAAUAAUACACAUAAUGAAGUUGAUCAAAUAGUUAUAUUAAAACGUGCAGUUAUUGCAAUUGGUAAUUCAAAUCAUUUUACAAUAUUUCAAACAACUGAUUUUCAUAACCACUACGUUUAUCCAUCCCAAUGGAAAAGUGGACCAUGGAAAUGGAAUGUACAUUCUGGUAUUUUAGUAGGUGAAUUUGUAGCUCAUGAAAAUGGCAUUAUGACAAUCGACCCCAUUGAUGAAUAUUUAGCUACUGGUGACAUCGACGGUAUGGUUAAAACAUGGGAUAUUAAGAACUACUGUUUAACUGAAGGAGAAAUGGAAGUCAAUUAUGCUCCAAAUUUAAUAGGUAAAUGGAGAGCCCAUACAGAUUUAAUUUCUGCUCUGUGUUUCUGUCUACAUACGGAAUGUAGACGUUUCGUGGUUACAGGAUCUCAUGAUUGGACAGUGAUGUUAUGGACAUUAAACGGAACGAAAAUAGGAAUAUUUGGCCAGGAAAGCAGAUGGAAAUUAGAAAAUAUUCAAAGGGAAAUUAUUUUACCACCAAUUAUUACCGUAGAAGAUGGUCGCAUUGAUACGUCCAAUCAUAUCCUAAAAGAAAAGUGCGUAUCAUUUGGAAGAAUUAGAAAAGUUUCCAACAAAUCAAAUGAUAAAACAUAUCAUAGUGACUUGAAUUAUGAAACAACAGAAGAAUCAGAUCACCUAAUGUUACUUAAUAAUCUGAGUAAAUUACAAGUAAAUGUGUGGGAAAAUACUAUAUUAGGUCAAGUAUAUCAAAAAGAACGUCUGAAUAAGCGUCAACGCUCUAAAGGAGCGAGUCAAUAUAAUCGCAACUCAUAUCAUACUUUACAGUUAAGUACCCUUGAUCAAAUAACUGAAAUGGAACAACCAGAUUUUAUUGUUCAUCCAGAAAAUUAUUUUACAGAUAAAGAAGAACGUGGAUCAGUUAGAAAAAAUAUGAAAAAUGCAGUCACUGAAAUUUGUAAUUUAUACAUAAAACGUUUGAUUUAUUGA